Messenger RNA from Cercopithifilaria johnstoni, 2001 nucleotides. The record is from the annotation of a GenBank genome assembly. NCBI's taxonomy places the organism in Eukaryota, Metazoa, Nematoda, Chromadorea, Rhabditida, Onchocercidae.
AUGAACAUAGCAGAAUAUCUUUCAUCCAGUCAUCCGGAUGAUCUCCGGUAUCGUUUGAGUAUCGCGUAUGCUGUGCGCAGUUUAGAGCAACAACAAAAUCAGCUAUUGACAAAUGUUCCUGAAGGCCAGUUUUCCGUGCCAUGGAGGAGUGAUGAAGAGUUUGUCCGACGUUUUCUGAUGUUGGGCAACUCUGAAGGUAUUUAUUUCGCAAGACAAAAUGAGUUUACAUGCACUUUAGAGCCCGGUUUAUGUCGCAUUAUUCAAUCAGGUAAAGGGUUAAUGGUUUUGCAAAAAAUUUUGGAAAUGUCGAUAACAAACCUUGCUACGAAUAUAGAACCCCUGCUGAUCGCUCUAGCACUUUGCGCACGUUACAAGGUUCAUGAUACUCAAAGCAAGAAGAAAUUACCAUGGGACACUACGGAAGAACAAGAAAAGCUAUUGCCAGAUGCUAUUUGUCGAGAUAUAAGACCGGUUAUGGAAAAGACUUAUCAAGCGUGCCUUCAGAAGUCAGCCCUUUUUGCUGUGCACAAGGUAUGCAUUACACCCACUGAUUUGUUCAAAUUUAUCAGCUAUUGCAAAGUGGUAUCAAGAGAAAGUGGGCUUAAGAAAGAUUCUAAUGGUUGGGGACGUGCAUUGCGCGCAACUGUUAUCAAAUGGUAUUACAAUCAUACUCCAAAGCGUCUCGCGGUCAUCGUAACUAAGUAUCGUCAUCGUGUUAGCUAUUCGCAUCGCGAUCUAUUUUGCCUAAGCCAUAUCCAUCCAAAACAAAGUCUUCCCCCCGAACAUGGCUAUUGGCAAUAUCAAAAGGAAUAUGAAGAUAUUUUUAGACAUGUUACUGGAGGCUACAGAGGCGGUGAAAAGGAAGAAAAAGAGAGAAAACGGCGAAAAGAAUUAUCACCGAAAAGAAAAUCCAAGCGAGGCCGUUCAGAUCCAGAAGAAACGGAACGAGUGCGACAAAUUUUAGAAGAGCUGAAUUUGAAAAGAGCUGAAGAAAGGACUGCUUCUGCAGGUGUUGAAGGGACAGCUAAUCCGGUCAUGGAUGCAACUACAUAUAUUCAAGCUUUUGAUAGGCUUCAGUCCUUAACACCUGAAAAUAUAGACGAUGCCGUUAUGCUCAUUCUUCAGUAUGGUUUUGAACAAGAACAUGUUCCUCAGGAAUUACUGAUUUCUAAGGAAGUUUGGGGUGCUUUGCUGAGAAGGAUGUCAUUGAGUACAAUAUUGAAAAAUAUGGGCAAAAUGAGUGGCAUUGAUCUUUUUGAAGAAGGUGUCAGUGUUGAUGAUCCAGUAUCUUUGGUUGUCAGAACAUUGGCUGAUGUUGAAAAGCUGUGGGAAGAAGGAAUUAAUCCACUUACAAUACUGAUAGCCAAAACAAAUUAUGAACAUGGUCAUGAAAUGAAAAGGAAUCGGAUAUGGCAACCAAUUAAUAUGAUACAAACUGCGUUAGAUAAGGCAUUUUACAACUGCAUGAAUGCUGUUGGAAUGACUAACAGACGAUAUCUUAUAGCAGUUGAUAUUUCGGAUAGCAUGGAUAGUUUUAUGCAAGGUACAACAGUAGCUUGUAGUCAAAUAGCAGCCGCGUUGUCAAUGGCAUUUAUUUGCAAUGAAAACGAUGUAAUCACAUUGGGUUUUGCGGAUUUCUUGAUGCCUUUAGAAUGGAACAGAAAUAUGGGCUUAGGACAAUAUCUCGCAGCUGCCAAGAUGGUGAAAUAUGGUAAAACAGAUUGUGCCCGGCCCAUGGUUUGGGCAAUUGAGCAGGGAAUAUAUGUGGAUGUUUUCAUUGUUUUAACGGAUAGUGAUAUUUCAAUUAAAUCUAUGAAACCAUCAGAUGCUAUUCAAUUGUAUCGCCAACGAAUGGGUAUGCCGGAUGCAAAACUGAUUAUAAUAGGCAUAACCGAUAAAGAAGGAUCCUUAGCUGAUCCUACUGACCCAAAUAUGUUGGUCAUUUGUGGUAUAAAUUCAUCGAUUCUUCAAGUUAUCCAUGAUUUUGUUCUUCACGUUUAA